AUGCGCGAGGAGCCAUUGCCACAGAUCCUCAGGCCGCGCCGGCAACCACCGGGUGAACCCCCCGGCUUGGAAGACCUCCAGCCGACCGACGGAGCAGCAGAGUUCAUGCCGGACAUCGACCUCAUCCCACACCCUCACGCACAGCCGCCCUUCGUGCUCGAUGCUGGGAGUACAUAUCACCUUCACAUCGCCGCCCUCGAGUUUCGCCGGCAGGCACGUCUGCGCGAAUUGGCCAGGCAAAGGGAGAAGCUAGUGCUUGCUGCCAUGGGCCUGCCCCUGGUCGCUAUGCUGCUGAAGCUACUGUGGUCCAUCCUGUCGGGAAGCAGAUGGUGGGCAGGCGAUGAUGCUCAUACCUCGCCUUGGCAGGGGUUUGUGGGCGGAGACUGGUAG
This is a messenger RNA of Diaporthe citri, 390 nucleotides long. RefSeq lists its product as uncharacterized. The record is from RefSeq and is a predicted model, not a curated record. The coding region runs from base 1 to 390 and encodes 129 amino acids. Lineage: Eukaryota; Fungi; Ascomycota; Sordariomycetes; Diaporthales; Diaporthaceae. The transcript has a single exon.